CAUAACUGCUGAGCCAUCUUUCCAGCCCUAUUUCUCUCUUUGAAAUGCCUUUUAAGGAUAAAGACAUUCAAUAAACUGGCAUAAAAAUCAUUUCUGCAGGGACUAAACCACCAUUCAAAGAGUACACAUAGACAGACCCAUGGCUCCAGCUGCAUAUGUAGCAGAGGAUGGCUUUGUUGGGCACCAAUGGGUGGAGAAGCCCUUGGUCCUGCCAGGACUUGAUCCUUCCUCCCAGUUUAGGGGAAUGUCAGGGCGGGGAAGCGGGAAGGGGUGGGUGGAUGGGGAGGGGGAAUACCCUUAUAGAAGAAGGGGGGAGGAGAUGGGGGGGGAUAUGGACAGGAAAUCAGGAAAGGGAUAACACUGAAAUGUAAAUAAAUAAAAAAUAUCCAAUGAAAAAAAUCAUUUCUGGUAAUCACAUGUGUCUUUAGCAUCUCUGAAUAUUCUUUGGUGUUUAUCCUAUUUGUUCAUUUGUAAUAUGUGAGCCUUUUUUUCUUAAAGCAUCUUCUCAGUAAUUUGUCUACAUUAUUAAUCCUUUAUAAAAAUUAAUUUUAGGCUUUGUUGAUCAUCUCCGUUAAUUUUAAAAAAGCAUUCUUCCACUAAUUUUGCUUUGAUUCUAUUUUCUUAGUUUUUUUCAAUGUUAGCAUUCCUUAUCUUCUAUGAAUUAUUACAUACAAAUUUUGAUAUGUAGUAUUUCUAUUAUUAACCAGCCUUCCUGGAUGUUAAAACAGCAGGACUCAUGGGAUGACAUGAAUGAGUUCAUUUAUUCACACGAUGCUCAAUCAAACCCCACUUUGAAAGCCAAUUUUUCUCCAUACCCCUGAAAGUGGAAAAUUUCUUGAUUCUUUUGGCCUGUUUUCUUCAUCACCAUUACCAUUACCAUUACCAUUACCAUUACCAUUACUACCACCACCACCAUCACCACCACCACCUGUGGUCACUUCUAGCCACCAAGAGACAAAUGGCCAAAAGUUCAGUUUGGUAAUUGCUAAGUAUAAAAAUAAAGACCUCAACAUUCCUUUAGCCUUAAGGUCAUGGCCUUUCAGAGUCUGGACCUGAUGUAAGUUGUUUGCAGUGGGUAUGUGGGGCUAUUGCUUCAUUAUAUGACUUCAUUAUAUGACUUAUGCUUUGCCUGUGCUCCUGCUUCCCAGGCUGCUGCUAACUUCCUCAGCAUUGGCUUGGGAGAUAAAGUAAGAAGUAGCAAUGAUCUUCCAUGAGGUUGUAUAAGUCUUAGACAUUCUUCCUCCUGGACGUUUUUCUGUAUUCUUCAGAUUCACUACUUCCUCCCCAAGAAGCCAGUUGUCCAAGUUCUUACUAAGGUCAUCUUGAAAUCUCCUCUUUCUCUUACCUUUGACUCUCAUCUCUUCCAAAGGAAAUGUGCAUCUUGUCACUAUAAACUGGGAGUAAGCCUGUCUCAAACGCAUGAAUCUACUAAACUUCACAAAAAUACUUUUCUUAUUUACAUAGUUUAUGCAUCUCUAAGGAUCUCUGCAUUAAAGUUUACUUUGUCAGGUCUUCUAUCAUUCUGAGGUACUCAGCAUGUCUUUGUUCACCUUGAUUUUACCCCCAAUCUUUUUUUUUUUCUUUAAUAUUUACACCUGUCUUGUAAGAAACAUUUGGAUUUCAUUUUCAUUGAGUCUUCUUUAGGCAAACUUAAUCCAGCAAGCCUAUUCUUUUUGAAACAUGUGGGUUGACUUCUACUAUUGGUGUUUUCCAUUAAUCAUGGUUUUACUUAUCUUUUCCUGUCUCUGCUGUGCUAGUCAGUUUUCUGAUUGAUGUUACAGAAUGCCUGAUUGAGCAAUGUGAAGCAGGAUUUAUUUUAUUCCAAGUAGCAGUAAGUAGUCACUGGUUCUAUUGUUUUCAGGGUCAUGGUGAGGCCUUCUCUUUUCUGUGUGAUUCGUUUCAUUUUAUGAAGAACAGAAGCAGAGAGUAAGGAAGGAACAGAAGACCAGAUAUAAACUGGGAGUAAGCCUGUCUCAAACGCAUGAAUCUUAGUGACCUACUUCCUGUAACAAGACUCCACCCCUUAAAGUUUUCAGAACCUUCUAAACCAGGGCUACUAGUUGUUAAUCAAGAAUUCAGCAGCUCACUGUGGGGAAGACAUUUUAUAUUUAUUCUAUAAUAACUGCCUUAUAUUGGGGUGACUUGAGUUCUAUCUUUGCCUAUUGAGAACUUGUAUACCCCUUUAAUAUUCCAUUACAUUAAUUCUGACAUAUAAUGUGCAUACUUCAUCAGAAGUUUACCAAUCUCUGUUCCUCUUUCCAGUAAAAACCUCUUUUAACACUUCAAGUACUGUCACUGUCUGCACAGCUUUCUGUUACUGUAACAAUUAUCUAAGAUAACUUAAGAGGAGGGAAUGUUUGGCUCAGUUUUGGAGGUUUCAGCUGAGGGUGCCUUGGCACCAUUGUUUCUGGGCCUGAAACAUCAUGAUGGGUGCAUGGUAUAACAAGCUACUUACCCUACAGUGUUCACAAAGCAGAGAGGAAGAGGAAAAACUGGGACUGCAAUACCUCCUUUAAGGGCAUACUCUCAGUGACCUAGGUCCUCCUGCUAGCCUCUACUUGUUACAAGUUUUGAUCACUUCCCAGUAGGGCAAGGCUGGGGAGUUAAGUAUUCCUAAGUGGAACUUUGAAGGGUAUGCAACACCCAAGCUAUAGCACUGCAGUCAUAGUCUACAUUAUUAUCAUAUAAUAUUCUUAUUUUCUUUUAUUUUUAUAUAUUCAAAUCGUUUCUAUUGUUGUGAUUGUUGCUUUUUAAGGCCAGUGAUUGUUUACCAUUUUUUUUUUUAGGCUAAUCAUUCCUUAUUUGGUUUAAUCCUUUAAGUUCAAAAUCCUUUAAAAGAUUCUCUAGUGAAAGCCCAUUGGUCUUGUCUGAUAAUAUUUGCUUUAAUUAAAAUCUAGGUUGGCAGUUCUCUUCCCUUGGCACUUUGAAGUCGCUCUCCCAUUGUCUCCAGGCUUCAGUGUUACUAUGGAGAUGCCUGCCUUUCUUGGUGUCAUUCCAUUGAGAGGUAAUCCGACCUUUUUAAGGACUCUCAAGUCUCUGCUACUUUAUUCUGUAAAUUUUAUUUCUGUUUCUAGUGACACAUUUUAUUUAUAUACACACUCUUCAUAUUUCCCUCUAGCUUUUUGAACCUUUGCACUUUAUUUGGGGUCAUUCCUUCAGAUCUUUCAUAAUUUUCUGUUAAGAUGUUUCAUAUUCUCUUUAUCUCACCACUGCAUUUUAGAUGCCAGUAACUAAAAAUUUCAUUUCCAGAAUCUCUUUUAAAAAAAUCUGUCUUGAAGGUGGGUUUUUUGUUUUUUUGUUUUGUUUUGCUUUUUGUUGUUGUUUUGAGACAGGACCUCGAUAUGUAGCUCUGGCUAACCUGGAACUCCCUAUGUAGACCAGACUGGCCUAAAACCCGGAGAUCCACAUGCCUCUGCCUCCUGAGUGCAGAAAUUAAAAGUCUAUGCCAUCAUGCUUGGCUAUCUGAUACUUCUUGACAUUUUAUUUAUUCUCAUGCUUCCUGUCUAGUAAUUUAAAACCACCAAAACAUACUUUAGCUACAAUUUAAAAAUACCUAUUACUCUACUAAUGGAAACUACCAGGGUUCUACUUCUGUUGCACAUUUCCUGUACUGGAUUUUGUUCAUGAUGGCUGUUUUUAUAUAUUUGUUUCAGUUUUGGGAUUGUAAACUGCUUGAUGGGGCUUUAUCUCUGAGGUCUGAGAGGUGUUAAACAUGCUUCUCUUGAAAGGAUGUACCUGCUUCUUUCCAGCUACCUGGACACAAGUAAUUGAGUAGCUAUUGUUUUGGGAUUUCUCAGAUCCUGUGAAUUGUGCAAAUGCAAAUCCUAAAUCUGUCUGUAGGUGUAGAAAAGUAUCAUAGAAAAUCAACAGUGACUUGAAAAAGAGAUGCCCAGACAGGCACAUCCUUCUCUUUUUCUAUUGUCUAGAUUUUUCUUUUAGUUUUUCUAUUCUGGAAGGAUAUUACAUUUCAAUUUUUCUUACUUUAUUUAUUUAUUUAUUUACUUAUUUAUUUAUUUUAUUUUUUUUUUUCGGAGCUGGGGACCGAACCCAGGACCUUGCGCUUCCUAGGUAAGGGCUCUACCACUGAGCUAAAUCCCCAGCCCAAUUUUUCUUACUUUAAAUGGAGGGUUUUUUUGUUUGUUUGUUUGUUUUACUUCCAAUAUUGGCUUUAAUAAGGCCCUGUGUGGAUGAAGGCUGUAUUCUGUAGCCAAAACUAUUAAAAUUCAUGAUUAUAUAACUAACAUGGCUAAUGUCUUUGGGAUAGCAGUAUUAACAGUAAGUAUUACCUCAAUAAGCUAGCUUUCAGAUCCUUACUUAGAUGUCCUGUUAGUAUGUAAUACAUUUUUGAGAGGUAAGCUGUACAUCCUGAGUAGCCUUACAAAAAUACUUUAUCUAGUACUUAAUGGUGCUUUUGUGUGAAAAAGCUCACAUGAUCUAAGAAUUCCCCAUUUAUUUGUGUAGACAUGUAGAUGCAAAUAUAUAUGCAUACACACAUGGAGGGCAGAGGUUGAUACCUUCCUUGAUCAUUCUCUACCUUAUUGAGAAGUUCUGUCUAAAACAGAGAUCACUGAAUGACUGGCUAGUGAGCCUAAGGAAUCUCCCUGUCCUCCUCCCUUUAAAAACAGUGGCAGGGUUAUAGGUGCAAACACCCAUACCCAGGCUUUGUACCCAGAUGUUGGUGAUAUGACUUCAGGUCACUUUACUGACCAAGCCAUCUUCUGACACCAGUUCUUGUUUAGCUGCAAAAUUUUCAGGCUUAUUUAUUAUCUGACAUGAGGUGAAAUACUACAUCAAAGUCACAGCUUUAGUUUUGCAAAUAUAAAAAUCUCUUUGAAUACUAUUCUAUAGAUAUCAUAUGAGACUAAGUCAGGAGGGCUGGGAACACAGCUCAGUGGUAGAGCACAUGUCUACCAUACACAAAGGCCUUUUGUUUGAGACACAGCCUCAUAUAUCUCAGGCUGCCCUCACACUUGCUAUGUGGCUGAGGAUGACGUUAAUCUUUUGAUCCUUAUGCUUCUAUGCCCUAUGUGUCUGUCACCACUCUGUUAUGUGACUCUGGGGAUUGAACACAGGGUUUCAUGCAGGGUAGACAAGUACUCUACCAACCACACCAACCCUUGAUUUUUAAAUGUUAAGAUUUAAUUUACUUUUUUUUGGCAAAGAAGGGUAGAUCUACUUCAUCUCUCUAUUACUUACAUCUUCCUCCAUCUGCCUCUCUUUCCAUUAGCUAAAAUAAUAUAUCAAGGGAGAAAGGCUGCAACCCAAACUCACCUAACAUUCUUAUGUUUUCAUUCCUAUUGUUUUUCAUGAGCUUUUUGAUGAAUCCAUUAAAGAUCUUCUUGUCCAAUAAUAUAUGUUUGCCUUUUAUAUUGUGAACAUAAGUAGAAACCAAUUGUAAUAAAGUAUUGCAGGGCUAAUUAUAUUAUUAUUAUAUUUUAAUAUAAUUAUACUAAAAGUCUCUUUGGUGUUCAAGUAAAAUUCUCUUGAAAUGCUUGUGUUAUCAUGAUUGUUACUGGGUGCUAGGUGUUGAGUCUAAGGUCUCAUGCAUAUAAAACAUAUGCUUUAAGUGGGGUACACUACAGUCCUAUUUUUGUAGUCUAAAUUGGCUUAAUUUUGCUAUGUUAUCAAUUAUCAGUGAUUUUGCAUGCAAUAUAGUCAAUCCAACAAUGCUUAGAUUAACUUCAGAAAUUCUUACCUUGAGGUAACUAGCAUAGUGAUGGAGGUUCACAACAUCAGCAUCCCUACAAGAGGAUGACAGGCAACUAACAAGAACAAAAGCUUCUCCAAGGGCAGUAAGGAUAAUUAACUUCAUUUUAUGACUGUUCCCACUUUAUUAUAUAAGACAAGCAUGGCAAUGCAGUUACCUAAUAGGCACUCAAAGGUGAGGAGUCUUGUUAGCUAGAAGGGUAUUCCUUUAACAAGAAAGAUUUCUUUCAUUUAAAUCAAAGUUUAUUUUGGAUUUAUCAAAUCACUUGUAGUUUCAGCUCUGAAAGGCUUUACAUCUUAAACCAAGGCCAGCCUGGACUAUAGACUGGGUUCCAGGACAGCCAGGGCUACACACUGAGAAUCCCGUCUCAAAACCCCAGCCUCCCAAAUAAUUUUAUUUAACUCUAGUUUUGUAGUUACUCCCCUUUACUCAGGUUGUUGUUACUAGCUUCAUCUAUAUUCCUAAAUGUUUCUCUUUAAAGUUUUUUCCUACUGUUAUGCAAACAAGUGACUCUUGAUAUAGCACUCCUGUGAAAAUAGUCUACUAAUUUUUGGUAUCUGCAAAGAAUGGAGAUCUCUUUGUUGACUAGGCAUAGUAUAUCCAAAAAAGACCCUACUGUAGGCAGGAUAAUGAUCCCCCAACAAAGAAAUUUGUGUCAAGGAGCCUUUUCUAAUGUAGUUAAAAGACUGUGCACCUGAAAAUAAGAUUAUUUUGGUGAGCUCCUAAAACAAAAACCACUGUGGAAGGUUCAGGAAAUGCACCAUCCUUGGCUUUGAAGAGGUCAAGUCAAGGUGUGGCGAUUCUUCCACUUCCUAGGAAGGAAGGCAGCUUCUCUAACAUUUGGAUUUUAGCUUUAGGAGACUUGUAUGGCAAUUGUGGCCUACAAAACCACAUGACACAUUAAGAACACAUUUGGCUUCAGGUGCUUGUCUGGGAGACGUCGGACAGGCAGAAUUCAUUCAGCUCCUGCUCAAUACGCUGUCUUGCAGAGGGCAGCUGGCUGCGUGGUGUGCUCUCCCUCAGGGUAAGGCACAGUCGCUGCUCAUCUCAGAAGGUGAGGAAAAUCCGAACCCCAGGGGUCACCUUGUUUGUGCAUGGGCUGCUAGUUUUUCACUCGCAAGAGUUACGAUAAACUAGGCAAACCCACGAAAACGCCCUCUUAAAACUCGCCUCCUGACGCUCCUUGGCGACAAAGCCAGGACUCACACUGUCCUUUACGGUCCUGGGAGGAUGUCACACGCCUGAGGUCGUGGAUUCUUUUACAGAAGAGGUUCGAUGUCAGCGACUUGCAGUACCAAGUCUCGCGAUAUUUGGAUUUUAGAGGACUGCGCCAGGCCAAUCUCGCCCGGAGAGGAAGUCGCUUCCGCUCGUUGAAAGGAUAGACCGUCUUCUCGCGAUAUCUGGAGGGAGGCGAGCGAUGGAGCGCUGAGGAGCUCAUUCUCGCGGGAUUUAUAGGCUCCGGCGAGCGUUGUUUGGUGGUUGAGGUGACGCCGCCGCGUCAGGCCCCACACAGCGCCCGACGCUCCGGGCGGGCAAUGUCGGGCAGCAGGCCCACGUGCUGUGCCCUCCUCUCCGCUGAAAGCGGCGGGGUUGCUGGGCGCCAUCACCUGACCCGAUGGACGCCUCUGCCCCGCAUCCCCGCGCAGACUCCCACAAAGACAGGUGGUGUCCAGGAGAAAGAUGUCUUGCUCCUUCUUUGGAUAAUAAAAAGCUUUGUGAAGCAAGCAUAAAAUCUAUUACUGUGGAUGAAAAUGGGGAGCCUUUUGCAGUUGUCCUGUAUCCAGAUUUUCAAGAAAAGAAAAUACCUCUUCAGAGACUUCAAGAAGUAAAAUCAACUAAAGACCACUCCAGAAGUCUUAUAUUUGAUGAUGAAGAUUUAGAAAAACCUUAUUUCCCAGAUCAAAAAAUUCCAUCAUUGGUUAGUGCUUUUCAAUUAUCGGAAGAUGGAGACUCAAUUCCUUAUACUAUUAAUAGGUACUUGCGAGAUUACCAAAGGGAGGGAGCUCAGUUUCUCUACAGACACUACAUCAAGGGAAGAGGAUGUAUUCUUGGUGAUGACAUGGGACUUGGAAAAACAAUACAGGUUAUUUCAUUUCUGGCUGCAGUUUUGCAUAAAAAGGGAACUCGUGAAGAUAUUGAAAAUAACAUGCCAGAGUUUUUACUAAAAAGUAUGAAAAAGGAGUCUUCUUCUACAGCCAGAAAGAUGUUCUUAAUAGUUGCUCCUCUCUCUGUCCUCUACAACUGGAAGGAUGAAUUGGAUACCUGGGGAUAUUUCAGAGUUACUGUUUUACAUGGUAGCAAAAAAGACAAUGAGCUGACUCGUUUAAAGCAAAGGAAAUGUGAAAUUGCUCUGACGACCUAUGAAACACUGCGCUUGUGUCUGGAGGAGCUUAACAGUUUGGAAUGGUCAGCUAUUAUUGUAGAUGAAGCUCAUAGAAUCAGGAAUCCAAAUGCUCGAGUUACAGAAGUUAUGAAGGCUGUGAAGUGUAAGGUCCGCAUUGGCCUCACUGGUACUAUCCUUCAGAACAACAUGAAGGAGCUGUGGUGUGUCAUGGACUGGGCUGUGCCAGGACUUUUAGGUAGCAGGAUUCACUUCAAGAAGCAAUUUUCUGACCCAGUGGAACAUGGCCAGAGACACACAGCAACAAAAAGAGAGCUUGCUACUGGCCGAAAAGCCAUGCACAGACUUGCCAAAAAGAUGUCUGGCUAUUUCCUCAGGCGUACCAAGACUCUUAUCAAGGGGCAGCUGCCUAAGAAAGAAGACCGGAUGGUAUAUUCUUCUUUGACAGAUUUCCAGAAAGCUGUCUACCAAACAGUGUUAGAAACAGAAGAUGUGGCUCUGAUCCUCACAUCUUCUCAGCCUUGUACCUGUGGUAGUGGCCAGAAGCGCAGAAAGUGCUGCUACAAGACCAACUCACAGGGUGACACAGUGAGAACCUUGUGCCUUAGUUACCUGACUGUGCUUCAGAAAGUCGCCAACCAUGUUGCACUGCUGCAGGCUGCUAGCACCUCCAAGCAUCAGGAAACACUUAUAAAGAGGAUUUGUGAUCAGGUAUUUUCCAGAUUCCCAGAUUUUGUUCAGAAAAGCAAAGAUGCAGCCUUUGAAACACUUUCUGACCCUAAAUAUAGUGGGAAAAUGAAGGUCCUCGAUCAACUUCUGAAUCAUUUUAGGAAGCACAGAGAUAAGGUUCUUCUCUUCUCCUUUUCCACCAAGCUGUUGGAUGUGCUGCAGCAGUACUGUAUGGCUUCAGGUCUUGAUUACCGGCGACUCGAUGGAAGCACAAAGUCUGAGGAAAGACUCAAGAUUGUGAAAGAGUUUAACAGUUCACAAGAUGUGAACAUUUGUCUUGUCUCCACAAUGGCUGGUGGACUAGGUCUCAAUUUCAUUGGUGCCAACGUUGUUAUAUUAUUUGAUCCAACUUGGAAUCCAGCCAAUGAUCUUCAAGCUAUUGACAGAGCCUAUAGGAUUGGGCAGUGUAGAGAUGUUAAAGUGUUUAGGCUCAUAUCCUUGGGGACUGUGGAGGAGAUCAUGUACUUACGACAGGUCUACAAGCAGCAACUUCACUGUGUGGUAGUUGGAAGUGAAAAUGCCAAGCGAUACUUUGAAGCAGUACAAGGAUCAAAAGAACACCGAGGAGAGCUCUUUGGUGUCCACAACCUCUUCAAACUAAGAUCCCAAGGGUCAUGUCUUACAAGAGACAUCCUGGAGACGAGGAGUCAGCCAGGAGAGCUCCAGAUCAUUUCCCUUGGCUUCUGGGACUUCGUAGUAAAAUGCUUCAUUGUACUUCAUUUAAGAGAAGGCCAAGUGGAAGCUGGCAUCAUGACAGCCACAACAUGGUUGAAAGGGGAAGCUUCAGCUCAGAAACUAGAAACACCUAGAGACCCUGACUGUCAAGAACCCACAAAUGUCUGUGAGCUCUACAGUGACAUGAGUGAUGAGGAGUCAGUGGGAAAGGCUGUUAAACACAAAGUCUCUGGCCCCAGUAGAACUCCAGGCUCCUCAGCACAGCUUACUUUGCUACAGUGUGGAUUCUCUAAAUUGUUUGAGGCAAAGUGUGAGUCAGUCCAGGAUGGCGAUGGAAACCCUGUCUCCAGUGACGGAAGUUCUGAUGAGCAGCCCAUGUGCCUUUCAGCAAAAGCCAGACAAGCUGCUUGUCAGAAGACUUGGGACUCUGUUUGUACUUCAGAACAUCAGAAAUCAGAUAACAUCCAAACUCCAGAUGAAAAAUGUGUUUCUGAUAAAAGCGAGAAAACUUUAGAACAGAAUGUUUCUUCUGAAUCUGAUGACGAGACAAAGUGUCACAGUACAGCUGGACAUCAUUGCAUGGGACAGGGUGACACAGAGUCAGAAGACAGUGAUGUCAUCUUUCCUACACAGGAUCCCACUCAGAGAGUCCCUAAGAACCCUAUAUGCUGUAAGCUGCUGUUAGGUGAAUCUGAAGAUUCUGAAACAGAAGACCCUGUGAAAGUAAAUCAUGACGAUGGCAGACAGAACAGUGGCAGAGGAAAUGGACCAGUUUCAAAUUUCUUGUAUCUUGAGAACAUGACCUUGAAAUCUGUUAGGAAAAGAAAAGGUACAGAUGAUAUUAGCGAUGAGUCUGAUGACAUUGACAUGUUCCCUAAGUCAAGAAUAAGAAAGCAAAGAGCCACUGCUUCCUUGAAACUUAAGAGUAAAAAGGAAAACAAAAGGAAACAUUAUAAUUCCCCCAUAACAGCAAAGGACACAAAUCAAGUUUGUGAAGCAGACGGAGACUGUAGCUCUCAGGUUAUUGAGGACUUUUCAUCCUCAGAUGACAGUUCGUCUGUCAGCCACGUGAGUUUCACUAAAUUAAAUCACAGAGCAGAAACUGUAAAAGGUAAAAGCAACUUGAGGAACAAGCUGCCUGGGCCAGAUAAGAAAAAUAACAGUUUUAUACCAAGAAAACCAGCAAGCUUUUUAAAUGAAAGAGUUGUCAGUCAAGAGCAAAUAUGCAACUCAAUGGAUAAAAUAUUAGAUGGUGUUCAGGAAGUGGCAUAUAUCCACUCAAAUCAAAAUGUGAUCGGAUCAAGCAGAGCUGAAAACCACAUGAGCCGAUGGGCAACACGUGAUGUAUUCGAGUUGAAGCAGUUUUCCCAGCUCCCUGCUAAUGUAGCUGUUUGCAGUUCUGAGACAUACAAAAGUAAGGUGAAUGCAAAUGCAGUGAUACCUACAAAGAAAGACCAGCCACCAAGUGAUGGGCACAUUUCCUCUCCUCUGUAUAUAUCCCACCCUGUAAGCCAGAAAAAGAAAGAUGUCUACCGUACUAACCACACUACCUUCAUCAUUGGAGAAACACCAAGAGGAAUCCGCAGAGAGAAAUGCACCAAAGAACUUCUCAUGGCUUCUUGCCACUUCCACGGACUUGGGCCAAUUAGCAGAGCCUUCUGGUUUCUUCUGGAUCGAACUGCCCUUGCUGAUUCAUAAAUGGUGUUUGGAGCUACCACUGCUGAUUCGUGUGAACUGAGCUGCUGAUAUCCUGACAAUAAAAGUUGGAAUCACCCCAAACAAUUUCUAAACAGGUCCACAUCCUCCUUUGUCCUAUUAACCUUUCCUUUCCACUACCUCUGGGUGGGCUAGAGGGAGGUGAAAGCAUUUAAGAACCUUUACUAAAAGUAGGUUUUGAAAAAUAGAGGCCUAUAUAUUAGAGCCUUGGGCCCUCCCAAGAAGUCAUAAUGGCUAUAUCUGUUGAAGAAAGUCGGGCUUGAAUUAUAUCAAUGGUCAUUUAAAAUGGAGAGAUGGCUCUGUGGGUUAGAGCACUUGCCACAUAAGCAUGAGGACAUGAGCUUGGAUUCCAUUUAAGGGGCUGGGGUGGCUAGGCAUGCACUUGUAACCCUAGCACUGGGGAAUGGAGGCAGGCAGACCGCUGGGGCUUCCUGGCUGCCAACCUAGGUCUAGGUUCAGUGAUGGAAUCUGACUGAAGGGAAUAAGAUGAGCACCUGACCACCCACCAGAGGUAGUGGGAAAGAAAGGUUACUAGGAAAUGGGUGUUGUGAAAUAAUUCUUUAUUGUCAAUCUUUAUUGUCAGCAGUCCAGUCCUCUAGCAAAACACCAACACAGAUUGUUAGCGGCAGUCCAGUCCAUUCGGCAAUCACCACUCACGAAUCAGUAAUGGCGGUUCAAUCCAGAAGAAGCCUCGAGGUCAAAGUUGGUGGAAGUGACAAGCUGCUGAACCAAAACUAAAAGCAUCGUCAGUGAAAACCAGUGAGGCAGAGCAAGGUGAACCAAUGCCAGAGCCUCCUCCCACUGUCUGUGGGUCAUAUUUCUAUUCUUUCUAAGCAUUGCAUGUCCUCUCAUGUGUCUGCUUCAGCAAAACAUCAUAUGACAUUACUGAGUUUCCAAGGAAACCAGAAAUUUCUACUUCAUAAAGUACUAGUGUGUGCUGUCAUUGUUUCCUAUUGUCUCAAGAUCAAGCCUUCAGAAAUGAAGCAACAUGGCACUUAACGGGGAACCUGGAAGGUGUACUAGACUGAUACAAUUUUAAUAAGCGAAAAACUUUAGGACCUGUAUAGUUGAGAACUGUCAACCAUAUGUAGAAGCUGCCGUACAGCACACCACUGUCACCUGCAUAUUCUGCUGCCACUGUGGGAAGGCAAGACAGGACAGGGUCAGCUCUGAUAAACCUAAGCACUUAAUGCCUUGGCAUCCAAGCUGUGAUCUGUGGACACUCUCCAAACAUCAGUUCCCCAUUGCCCAAGACUAGUUACGUUCCAGGGUGCGCAGAAGAUAGCCAAGCCCCAGUAUGUGCAAAUGUCUUACAUAAGAUGACAUAGUAUUAUGUAACAUAUUUGCACAUGGUAUUUGUGUAUAAUAUUUGUAUCUCCUCCAGUAUGUCUAGAUCACUUAUGAUUCUGAAUACCAUAAAUCCUAUGUAAACCAUCAUUAUGCUAUGUCAUUUAAAGAAUGAUGACAGGAAAACAUUUUCUACAAGCUCAGUAUAGAUUCGACUUUUUUCAAAAUAUUUUUCAUCCACAGUUGGUUAAUCUUGUGAAUGUUGGACUCAUGGUUAUAGAGACUUACAUGGUGGGUCUGGUACUAUUCGUGGUUCUAAGUAUCCAUUACUGUGAAGCCUACACAGAAAGAUGGACUGCUGUGUGCUAGGCUUGGGUACAAGUUAGGCACCAAACAAAAACAUGUCAAAACUAAGCAGUUACCUAAGAAAGAUUGCAAAGUUAAAUAAUAUCACUUCAUUUUGCUUAGGAAACAGUGCUCUGAAGCAUGACACAGUCACAGAUUGAAGGCACCUCCAUAUUGGCUCUACCUCACUAAUAUUCCUCCUUCCACAUGACAGAGAAGAAAACUCCCAUCUGAUCUUAGAGGCCUAUUUGUUAGGAAGCCCAAUGGUUCCUUACUGUCAAGUGUAUCUGUCUACGAGUAGUGAUUGUACUGUAGUUAAUGGGACUGGUCAUGCCACAUACUAUUGUGGCUCUCCACUUGGGGAAGUUGCACUACAAAAUGGUCAUAAAAACUAGUUGUGGAAGAUAGUAUCCCAAACACUGGAGAAGGAGACACCCCAGGGGUAUCCAAGAGAAAGUGCUGGGUGGAGGAGACUUGAAUAGAGACUUCCUAUGGGACUUGUGAGCCAUCUCCCUGGGCACACCCAGAAAUAUAUGGUGGUAGGGUUCACAAAGGACCACUUAUUCAUACGCAGAGUUUUUUUUAAAAAAUUCAGUCUUCAGGGUAGAAAGAGUGGGUACUAUCUAAUCAGAGUCUUUUACCAUUUGGGCCUGAGGCUGAAGUUCCUAGAAGAAAAGAGAGAGAGAGAGAGAGAGAGAGAGAGAGAGAGAGAGAGAGAGAGAGAGAGAGAAAGGGAGGAGAGAGAGAGAGAGAGAGAGAGAGAGAGAGAGAGACGGAUGGACAGGAAGGGGUACCUGUAUUGAAGAUUUUAGAAGGCCAGAUGACUGGAUUUGGGAAUUGUGGCUUGUAGACACAAGCUCAAUUACUUUGGGCUAGUCUUCAUGCUUUUGAAAGCCAUUGUCUUAGUUAGGGUUUUACUGCUGUGAAACAGACACCAUAACCAAGGCAACUCUUAUAAGGACAGCAUUUAAUUGGGGCUGGCUCACAGGUUCAGAGGUCCAUUAUCAUCAAGGUGGGAACAUGGCAACAUCCAGGCUGCCAUGGUGCAGGAGGAGAUAAGAGUUCUACAUUUUCAUCUGCAAGCCUCUAAGAUUGACUUCCAGGGAGCUAGAACUAGGGUAUUAAAGCCCACGCCCACAUUGACACACCUACUCCAACAAGGCCUCACCUCCUAAUAGUGCCAUUCCCUAGCCCAAGCAUGUAUAAGCCAUCACAGCCAUCCCUGCGUCUGACCUAAAAUCUUUCUGACCUUACAGUGUAUUCUCACCAGACUUAUAGCUCUCACCCAUCCAAAAGCUGUCAGACAGCAUCUGAAGCCUGUGGCAGAGUUUGCCCUGCUUUGCUAUAACCUGCCUACCCCUGGCCCACCAGUGCAGUUGACAAGCAAUGUGAUUUAUGACUUUUUGUGUAACUAAUAAAAAUCUCAUAUAACAUGUCAAUCAAAGGCAGAACAUGGUAUUUGGGGAGACCAGAAUCUAUGUUCCCAGGCCAUGGUCAAUCAUACUCAGCUCCAGAAUUAAUUUAUUCUCUUGAUGCCAUCUGCAUCAAUAGACCCUACUUUCCGGGAAUCUACAAUUUGUCUGGCAGGUAAACUCUAGGAAUGUGAACAGAAGUAAUCACGUUCAUUAGUAAUCAUGUGCCACACCAGCCACACACAGGCAUCUGUGGGAAAUUUCUAGUGGCUCACACAUGCAGUAGAAUACUGUGUGUGUAAUAGGAACACCACAUGUGUGAUGUGAACACUGUAUGUAUUAUGGGAAUAUUGUAUGUGUUAUGAAAACACUGUAUAUGUGUUGGGAGCAUGUAUAUGUGAUAGGAACACUAUAUGCAUUGGGAGCAUGUACAUGUGAUGUAAACACUAUGUGUGUAAUAGGAACACUGUAUUGUGAUGGGAACACUGUAUGUGCCAUGGAAACAUUUUAUCUGUGAUGGGACUGGGGACAGAAGCAGCCACAGGAAAAGGACUGAAGGUAGAUGAGGCAAGCCUUGUGACAGGCUCUGCCCUCAGACAUCCCCCAAGAUUUGAGGGGAGAAGUACAGAGUGGGGAGUUUGUCCACCGUGCACAAAGUGUUCUGAGCAGAAUCAGCAAGUGGCAUAUUCAGACCAGAGCCUCAGGGCAUGUGUCCUGUGGCCUCCCCAGAACUCAAGGUGAGAGAGCUGACACUCCAGAGGUAAGAGUAUUCUCUCAGAAAAGAGCCAUGCAGACUCUGGUCCAGGGAUUUGUUUCUGGACAUUUUAAGGAGGCUGGGAGGGGACCCUGGAGGAAGGAGGCUAUGGUGGGGACCUCAGGAAGUGCCUCAAGUCCAAGAGUUCUGAGGUUCAUUUGGUAUAAUGGCUCAGCAUUUGUCUCACUGGAGUGUUUUUUGUUUUUUUUUUAAUAUUUGACUCAAAAGCACACAAAAGGCCUAAUGUAGAAAAUCAAGCCCCAUUAUCACCCAAAUGUGCAUUUUGUAAAACAAAUGAGAAGUGGGGGGAGAAUAAAGACUCUUUAAAGUACAAAUAAAAUAUGGAGCUUAUGAAAUCUGAGAGAGGCCAAGGCUGGUGGGAAAGUCCAAGACAGUGCCUGGCCUAGCCAGUUGUCCUGUUCACCAGCAGCUCCACUCAGAGGUCUCUCCAGCUAACACAUGCAGGGGGUACAGUUCCCUGCUCAUCCCCUACCACCAUGGCAACUCCCUGCUUCAGGGUGGUGGAGCUAAGUAAAAAACCACACACACACACACACACACACACACACACACACACACACACACACACACUGUUUUUGACAUACCUUACUCUCCUCCUCCAGAUCCUCUCAAGUUCCCCUUAACUCCUGCCACCCUGAAACCAUGAGCUCAGAUAAAGCCUUCCUGUGAGUGCUUUUCUCAGACUUCUGAUCACAGCCGUGGAAAAGUGACCCAGACCCUGUCAACACUUGUGAAUGUCAAACUUUCUGGUUCCAGUCAUCAUUUUGUCUGUGGUUUCUUAUUUGGUUUCCCUGAUGAACAACAAUACGGUCAAAUACCCUUUCAUAUGUCUCAGCCACUGACACAUCUUCCUUGGAUGCUUCGACUGCUCACAGCACACCACUGCAGUGUUUGGAAUCUUGUGGGUGUUCCUUAUUCUCAAUAUCAAUCCCUUAUCAAGUACCUGAUUUUCUCUCUGUGGGAUGUUAUGUUGUCUUCUCUCUUCUCUUUUCUCUUUCCUUCCCCCUCCCUCCCCACUCCCUUCCUUUUUCUUCUUUAAGUUUUCUUGAUGCAGGCUGUCACUUUGGGCCCAGACUAGAUUUGGUUGUUCUCCUUCUGCCUCGGCAUAUCUCAUGCCCAGAGUCUUUACAUUUUCUGUGUGGAGUCCUUUGUAGCAGAUACACUUUUUAUGAUAUCUGAUUGUUAAAUUUUUAUUCUCAUUCUCUCUCUCUCUCUCUCUCUCUCUCUCUCUCUCUCUCUCUCUCUCUUGUUCUUGGUGUCUCGACCAAGAACCGUUUGUAGAAAUCCAAGAUGAUGCUUCUGUUUUCUUGCUGAGGCUUUUUACAGUUUCACCUGUAUGUCUUUUAAAUUGUUUAGGUUAACUUUAGUAAAGGCCUUGUGAAUGCCAAGCUUACUGGUUCCAGUCAUUCUUUUGUCUGCGGUUAAUUUGUGUUUCCCUGAUAAACAUUGCUGCCAAAUACCUUUUCAUGUGUUUUAGCCAUUGACGAGUCUUCAAAAGGCCUUCACACGUGUUGAGUGGCUGGCUAUUCAGUUCUCAGAAUGUUUGCUGAAAAUCCCAUUCUUUUCCCAUUCGGUGACCUUGGCGUCCCUGUCAGAACUCUGUUUAUCACAGAUUUGGGGGCUUAUUCCUGGAAGACAAACAAGGUGUUUGUCUCCUCUGGCAGCAACACACGUUUUUGAUGAUUACAUGUGAGUGUGUUAGAGUCACCUUGUCAAUUUCUACAAAAUGGUUCCUGGGAUUCUGGGGAGUAGAGAGAAUCCAUGGUGUCUGUGAGCCCCAGUGGUCUCAACACUUUCAGCUUGUGUCUCUGAUUAUUUAAACACUCUUAACUUGAGUGAAAAGUUUUACACUCUUCAGAGGACUUCAAAUACUAUAACUUUACUAAACGUGUGUGUGUGUGUGUGUGUGUGUGUGUGUGUGUGUGUGUGUGUGUGUGUGUGUGAAGGAGUUGGCCUUUAUACAGCCUGGUUGAAGAAAGAAGAAACAAAAGGUAAAAAGCAGAUCAGUUAUUUAAAACUUAACUUUCCCCAUAAGACAGAAGCAGGAACUAGUUUCAGUUUGGUGAUUUGGAACUUCAACGUGGGCUGUCUCCAGCCCUUUGAUUUUUAGUAUUAUUUGUUGGAGCCGGGUAUAGAAGAACAGUCAUGUAUAUGUCCAUGUUAGUAGACAUCUCAAUUGCUCUACACCUUAUUUUGUAAUAGAGCCUCAUCAAUUUGGAUAAGUUUGCUGGCCAGUGUGCUUGCAGGGAUUCACCUGCCUCUGCCGGACCACAGAACUGGGAUUACAGACAAGAGAUACAGUCCCUGUUUUUGUGUGGGUGUCUGUCUUAGUCAGGGUUUGUCUUCCUGAACAAAAUAUCGUGACCAAGAAGCAAGUUGGGGAGGAAAGGGUUUAUUCAGCUUACACUUCCACAUUGCUGUUCAUCACCAAAGGAAGUCAGAACUGGAACUCACACAGGGCAGGAACUUGGAGACAGGAGCUGAUGCACAGGCCAUGGAGGGUGCUGCUUACCUGGCUUGCUCAGUUUGCUUUCUUAUAGAACCGAAGACCACCAGCCCAGGGAUGACACCAUCCACAAUGGGCUGCCCCACCCCUACCCCUGGCUUAAUCACUAAUUGAGAAAACGCCUUACAGCUGGAUCUCAUGGAGGCAUUUCCUCAAGGGAGGGCUCCUUUCACUGUGAUAACUCCAGCUUGUGUCAAGUUGACACACAAAACCAGCCAGUACACUGUCAGAGAGAAAAUUCAUCUCCUGAUGCUUGUGUGGUAGGUUCUUUGCUGUCCAAACCAUUUCCCCAGCCGUAACCUCACCAUACUUCCCCCUCAGAAUUUCCUAAAUACUGUGUUGUGUCAUUUACAAAUAGAGCAUUGUGAUUCUUCCUAACAGAUGCUCGUUCGUUUCUUUAGUAACUGUGCUGCAUAAAACUGCUGGUAAAUGUUAUCUAGAAGCACUGGGAGCAGUUACUCUCUUCUUGUUGCUGAUCUCAGUGGGGAAGAAUCUGGUUGUUUGGGGUUGAGUGUGACGUCAGUUGUUGGCUCUCCACAGAUGUCUCCCUUCAGUAGGGGGAUGUCUCUUUUACUCCUCACUCAUGGGGCCUUCCCAUCACAGUGGCAAGAGUUAGAAUUUGUCAAUAGGUGCUUCUCAUCUGCUCAAUGAUCAUUUUAAUUCUACUGUUUCAAUGUUUGCACGAAUAACCUGACGUUAAACCCACUCUACAUCCUGGGAAUGCAUCUCACUUAAUGGGGUAUAACAUUGUACGUGACUGGAUUUGGUAUGGUUAACUUUGUAAAGGAUGAUUGUGUCCUGCUUAUAGAGACAUCAAUCUGUAAUUUUCCUUUCUUUUGAUGUCUUUAUUUGGUUUUAGCAUCUAGUUAAUACUGGCUUUAUGGAACAGUUGGGGAACUUUUCCUCUUCUGGUUUUUUUUUUUUUUUUUUGGAAGACUUUUGUGAAGAACUAUUAUUUAUUCCUCCUUAAAGGGUUGUUAGGACUCAAUAAUGAAACCUCCCAGCCUGGGAUUUUUCUUUGUGAGCGACUUUGUUAGUAAUUCAAUUUCCCCUUUUGUUAGAGGUUUAUUCACAUUGUCUACUUUUAAUCAGUUACAUUAUUGUCUUUCAGAAGAUUUACCCACUUCAUCUGUUAUUUUGUAUUUGGACUACAUCAGUUACAGUAUUCUUUAUAAUACAUUCUAUUAACAUAAAUCAGACGGUUGUCUGCCCUCUUUCAUUUAUUAUUUUAAUAUUUAGAGAUUUUUCUCUUUUUAUCUUGGUUAAUCUAGGUACAGCUUUUCUUUAUUUUCUUAAAGCAUCAGCUUUUGGUUUCAGUGAUUUUUCUUUAUUAUCUUCCAAUAAUUUCUACUCUGUUCAGAAUUAUAUCCUCUUCAUUGUUCUUUUCCUAGUGUAAUAUCAUUUUCAUAACACAGGCUGACCUAAAACUUGCAAUCCUCCUGCUUUAACCCCCAAAGCACCGGGACUGCAGCUAUACACCACCACACCUUUGUCUUCUGUGAUUUAAUCAGUUUAGCUACCAAGUUCCUCUGAGCAAUACUUUGACUGCAUCAUAUAACGUGAAUUACAGUUUUAUUUUCAGUUAUCUCCAACUCUUUUCUGAUUUCACGUCUGCUGUUUCAGUUUUGUGGUAUUUAACAUGAAAGCCAAGGGCUGCUACUUGCUAAGCUCCCAGCCUACCACUGAUUCCCUUUGAAUUCUGACUCUCUAGUUUUAGGGGUGUUUGCCUAAUUUAUACUAUUUACAAGUUUCCCAAGUUCUUUUUUGCUUCUGGUUUCUUCUUUUAUUGAAUUGUUGUCAGAGAACAUACCCUGUAUUAUGUCUGAGAGUUGCUUUAGCAUUAAAGUGAGAUUUGUCAUGGAAAAAGUGCCAUGUAUGCCUUGAAAGAAUACAUAUGUAAUGUACUGUGUUAUAGUCUGUUAUGUUGAGAUGUUCUAUCAGCUAUUGGGUCUAAUUUUUUUUCUUUUAAAAAUAUUUAUCUUUAUUUUAUGUAUGUGAGAGUUUACCUGUAUGUAUAUAUGUGCACUGUGUUCUUGCGGUGCCCAUAGAAGCCAGAAGAGGGAACCAAGUUCUCUGGAACUGGAGUUAGAGUUCAGGUAAGUGCUGAGAACCAAGCCCAGGUCCUCUACAGAAGCAGCCAGUGCUCUUCAUCCCUGGGUUACCUAUCCAGCUCCGUGUUUAGUUCUUUUAAGUGGUUUCCAUAGAGUUUACUGCAUGCAUUUCAAAAGAAUUGAGUUCUAGUUUGUACCACUUAUAGUGUUGUUCCAGGGAUGAACAAAUGCAGCCCUGUAGAGUUAGUUACAUUGCAACCCCCUUUUUUAAAAAAAGAUUUAUUUAUUUAUUUAUUUAUUUAUUUAUUUAUUAUAUAUGAGUACACUGUAGCUGUCUUCAGACACACCAGAAGAGGGCAUCAGAUCCCAUUACAGAGGGUUGUGAGCCACCAUGUGGUUGCUGGGAUUUGAACUCAGGACCUCUGGAAGAGCAGUCAGUGCUCUUAACAACUGAGCCAUCUCUCCAGCCCAUACCCCCUUUUUUUAUUGAUGCUAUUUAGACAUCUUAGAUCAUUAAUAUAAAAAAAUCACCCUUGUCUUAGUCAUUGUCAUAUUAUUGUGAAGAGACACCAUAACCAAGCCAAGUCUUAUUUUUUUAAAAAAGCACUUAAUUGGGCGCUUGCUUACAGUUUCAGAGAGGUGUAGUCCAUUAUCACUGUGGCAGGGAACAUGGCAACAAUCAGGGCAGACAAGGUGCUUGAGAAGUAAUUGAGAGCUACAUCCUGAUCCACAGACUGAGAGGAAGACAUGGAACUUGGCCUGGGCUUUUGAAACCCUAAAGUCCACCUCCAGUGACAAGCUUCCUCCAACAAGGUCACACCUAAUCCUUUCCAUUAGUACCACUCCCUGGUUACUAAGCAGUCAAUAUACGGAGCCUCUGAAGACCAUUCUUAUUUAAACCACAACAACCCUGUUAUUGGCUUACCAGACACCUUUAUAGUCUAAUAGAGCUUUGCCCUCUCUACCGUCUUUGUGUUAUUGCCAAAUAUACCAAAUAUAUCACAUGUAUCUGACACCUUUAUGUGUUGUAGAUCCCAAGAUACAUUAUGUCCAUAUCAUUUUGGAAAAGUUGUUUAAGUCAGACAAGACAAAAAGAGGCAGGAAAACAUGCAUUUACUCUACCCUUUAUAAUUGCACAGGUACCUUUGCUAUUUGUUGUAUGUGAAUUCAAGUUACUAUAGGGGUUACAUGCUCUCAGCCACAAGAAUUCCUUUUAGUAUUUCCUGUAAGGGCAGUUAGCCAACAUCAAAUUCUCAGGCUUCCCUUACCUGGGAAAAUGUUUAUUUUGCUCUCAUUCUGUAAUAACAGCUUCAUAGCAUAUCUGCAACUAUUCUUGCUUUAGCUAAUCUUUUCCAUGCACCUUUUGACUGUGUCAUCCACUGCUCUGCAGCCUCCAUUGUUUCUUCCAAGAAGUCAGCUGUCAAUCCUCCUGUGGUUUCCAUCUCUUGGUGCUUCUUUCAAGAUUUUUUUUUUUAAUCUUUAACCUUCAAUGUUUUUGCUAUGAUAUGUCUGUUUCGUUUGUUUGUUUCCAGUUCUACUUAGAGUGUGUUGAUUUUCCUCCAUGUGUACGUCACUGUAUUUUAGCAAGUGUGGGAAUACUCUGAAAGAUUCUGUGUCGAUAAUUUUGAUGACAUAGGUGAAAUGGCCCAAUGUCCAGGAAAACACAACCUAUUGCAACUCACACAAGAAAGAAUGGACAAUUAACAGACCAGCGUUUAUAAACUCUUAUAUAAAUGAAUCAAUAAUCAAUAUCCUUCCAAAACAGAAAGCACCUUCUCCAGAUGGAUUCGCUAGUCAGUUGUACCAAACACUUGAGUAAUAAACCAUGUCAAUUCCCUAUUGGCUCUUUCAGAUGUGAAGGGGACUGCUCCAGUCAUUCUGUGACCAUUACCCUAGUAUUAAGGCUUUGCAGAUAGUUUUGAUCUCUUUGUGAUUUUUUUUUAUGGGUAUGUGUAUAUGGGUAUGAGCUCAUGUGUGCAGGAGCCCAGAGAGGCCAUUAGAGGGCAUCAGAUCCUCUGGAACUGGGGUUCCACACGCUCCGCCAUGUCAUGCUAGAAACUGAACUCAGUUACACUAUAACAGAGUUACAUGCUUAUAAAGCACUGAGCCUUUUCUCUGACUCCUAGAGAAUAGACUUGUAAACUGCUCCGGGUGGUGCUGCAUUAUGGCAACAUUAUGACGUGUGCCAGUUGGUAGCAUUGUCUGGUGGGUAGGUGGCCCGAAGGGGUUUCUAUCUGAUUCUGUUGCUCAUUUAACAGUUUCCAUUUUUUUCUCUUCCAUCCCUCCUCUUCAUCUUCUUCCUCUUCCUCUUGCUUUGUAACUGGUUCUAAGGAAAUCCUGCAUUUCUAAAAGCUACUCUUUUGGCUUUUCCUUGAAUUCAAGAAAUUAUCAGUUUCUAAAAGCUAGUUUGCACCAUACACUUUAACUGCCAUACACCAAAAUUACAAUAACCCCAUCACACUGUUUAAUAAGGCAAUAAUUGGUCCCCAGGCUGGCAAACCUUCCAGCCUUCUACUAGAUUCUCCUGUCUGUGGAGACUGGGUUGCUACCUCAUAAAACAGCACAGCAGUUUCUAGGACUUCAAGGAGGAGGCCAGAAAUUCGAUUAGCUGACGCCUUUCCCCCUCUGUGCUUGGCAUAUUUUUAUUCUUGGGAGGAGUAUAUAAAACACACUGUUUGCAGCAUUUAUAUUUAACUAACACCUAAUAAUUUACUGUUUUAUGUGUAAAAUCUAUCGCCUUGGAUCUUUUUUCAAUUUCUUUCUCACAUCUUUGUCUUUCUACAAUAAGCCUAAUCCCCAUACAGUGCAGUUUAAGAGUGCCCACACUGAUCACAUAGCCGAGAGAGUAGCUCCCACCCUACCUAGUUAUAGGCUCUAUCUUAAAUGGUGCUGCAGCCACUUAUCCAUGGAGCGUGUUUUAAGACCCCAGUGGAUGCCUCAAACCAUGGAUCUUACUGAACCCGUGUACUGCGGGUUUUCCCCGUGUACCCUGCAGCACUGAAACAGAGUCAAUCUGUCCUCUGGCGUGUUUUACGCAUCACCUUCAUGUUUGGAAGCCAUUAUUAAGUAAAAUGAAGGUUAGUUUGGUGGGCAUCUGUUAAGUAAGAUGACUACUAAGUGACUGACAGUCAGGUAGCAUACACGGACGGAUACAUUGAACAAAGGGGUGAUUCACACCCCAGGCAGGACAAAGUUGGAUGGCGCAAGAUUUCAUUAUGCUGCUCAAAAAUAGCGUGCAAUUUCAAGCUUAUGGCUUGUGGAUUUCUGGAAUUUUCCAUCUAAUAUUUUUGGACUGCAGUUGACCACAGAUAGCUGAAACCCAGUAAGAGAGGGAUUAUGGUUUGAAUGUGAAAUGUUCCCCACCAACUUAUGUGUUUGAAUAUUUGGUUCCCAUUUGGACAGCACUAUUUUGGGAAGUUGUGGAAACUUUAGACAGUGGGGCCGAGCGGGAGGAAGUUGGGCACUGGAGGUGGGCCCUGAAGGUUGCAAUCCCUGUUCCUGUCCCUCUUUCUGUUUCCUGUCCACCACAUGCUCCCAGUAUCAGGAUUAAGCCUAAGCAUAUGGAACUAAGCAACCAUGGGUGGAGCCCUCUGAAACCAUGAGCAGAAUAAUCCCUUCCUCCCUUAGAUCACUUCUGCCAGAAAUGAUGUCGUAGAUUACUCAAAAGUAAACUACCUCAGCGUCCACCAAGUACAACUGUUAGAAGACCACUUGGAUGCCUGCCCCAGGGGCAACAUCAACAUCACAGAUGUCUCAGGAACAAGGAAGUCCGACAGAGAUUCAGUUGCUCUAAGAUCCAAGAGCACGGUUGAGUCUCUGUGCCUAGGGAUUUCUGAGUGCACGUGUGCAUAUAUGGGUAACUGAGCAUAUGUUGUAUGCAUGAUAGCAUUUGAGCUUGGGAUGGGAGAAACAAUCUUCUUGUUUGGUUUCUACCUGGGAUCACUACAUUGGUCUUUGUUUUCUCUCUGCUGCAACAUACCACCCCUCAGCUAGAAAUGCACCAGACCGUCAUUCUGAUGUCAUACAUCCACAGAGUUGUGGUCAAAUGGCUACAAAUCGGGGUGGGGGGAGGUAAAUGCUAUGUCUCCAAGGGGCUUGCUUUUGCUGGAUUGUAGAAAUUCCUGUUUCCCUGUAGAACCAGAACCCGCCAUCAAUUGCAACAUUUAUAAUCUUUCAGGACAUCACCCCUUUUCAACAUCUGUCAGAAUCCUGGAGACCAAACCCCACAAUAGUUAAAAAAAUCCCCCAUUUCUAAAAAACUGAAGAGCUUGGCUUUUAAUGUUUUGUAGACAAUGUGGAAUCCUGAAUUUUUAAAAAUCAUUUUGGUGGUGACAGACAAGACUAAACUGAAAUAAAAGGAACUAGGUACAGAAGGAUACAUAAAGACUGACCAAGUAUCUUCAGAGCAGGAAGCAGGAUGACCAUGAUGGAAGGAAGCUAAAUGGAUGGGAGCAGAGAACAUGGAAACUAUGCCAGAUGUCCACUAGGUCUGUGACUAGAAGAUCUGGGGUCAGAGAGUGAGAAGAGCAGAGGGGACUUGGAGAUGUGGUUGUUGGGGCAGGGAGUCUGCAGGUAUUUCUGUGGGUUGACAUUCUGAAAGCUCCUUAGAAAGCCACCCAGCCUCAGAGCCAGAACUGUCCUUGACCAGAGUAAAUAUCACAGGAGUUGAGAAUCUCUUCCAACGUCCCACUGAAGAUCACCAGGCACUGACUCUAAAGUUAGUUCUUUGGGGAUGAGAAAAGACGAGGUCUAGUUUGUACCCUGGACAGCUGGGCAGUCUCUCUCUCUCUCUCUCUCUCUCUCUCUCUCUCUCUCUCUCUCUCUCUCUCUGUGUGUGUGUGUGUGUGUGUGUGUGUGUGUGUGUGUGUGUGUGCCCACUUCUGGAACAUAAGGCAGGUAGAAAGAGAAGCUGGGUCAAUGCUGGUGGCACCAAUCCAGCUAAGCCAGGUGGAACAAAAGGGAGCCAGGAGUGUCCACAGUCCCAGGAAAAAUCGUUUUUUAAAAAUACACACAACAGGGCUUGGGGAUUUAGCUCAGUGGUAGAGCGCUUGCCUAGCAAGCACAAAGCCCUGGGUUCAGUCCCCAGCUCAAAAAAAAAAAAAAAACAAAAACAAACACACACACACACACACACACACACACACACACACACACACACACACACCAAUCCCUCUGUCCCCUCUUCCCUCUUCUCCUGAGCCUGCCAAAAUGUCAUCUUCAUUUGCCAAUAUCAGUCAUCUGAGUGGACAUUCACAUAUGACAUUCAGAUCUGUCAGGCUGGAGAGGUGGCUCAGUGGUUAGGAGCUGCAGUUUUUCUAGCAUCCAUAUCAGAUGGUUCGCAACCCGUAUUAACUCAGUUCCGGGGCAUCUGAUGCUCUCUUUUAGUCUUCAUGAGUACCUGCAUUGCCUGCACAUAUCCACACAUACAUACAAUAUUAUAAUAAAUAUAUACAUACAUAUAUACAUACAUACAGGUUCUAAGGUAAAAAUAAAAUCAGAGCUGUCUGGUUAAACUAGUAAAAUUCAGAGGAGUCACAGCCUGAGGGGACAGCCUAGCCACUGUCUAUGCCAGCUGAAGAGACAGAGCUGAGGUGCUCACUCAGGGCCAUGGCAGACUAGGCAAGGCCCUGAGCCCCAAGACUGCAAAAGUCUGAAGGUUCCAUCCAUGUGCUUAGCCUUGGUUGCCAGCUGAGAACAGGCCCCAAGGGGAAAAAGGAGGGUACAGUCAAAGUGACCAAAGGGAGACACCAUAACCCACCAGAGCACUCUGUGGCAGACAAAACUAACCUGAGUUAUAAGAGGAACUUACCGGAAAGAUUUAAGAUAUAAUUUUGGAAGAUGCCAUGUGGGAUGACUGGAGGAUCAGCUUCUGAAAUGAAAUAAAACAGAGAUGCAGAAUGCAGUGAAGCUUCGUCUCCGUACAUACAAAGACUGUUUGACACACAGCCAGAGACAGUCUCCGGCAGGCUCAUCAUACCACUGAGGCAUGUCACCAUCACACCUCAUGCCUCUUCAGUCACAGCUGCGGGCUCUCUAUGUCACUCCUCUAAGCACCCACAUCCGGGGCUGCAGAGAUGGCUCAUCAGUUAAGAGCACUGAUUGCUUUUUCUAGAGGUCAUGGGUUCAGUUCCCAGCAACUACAUGGAGACUCACAGUCAUCUGUAAUGGGAUCUGAUGCCCUCUUCUGGUGUGUCUGAAGACGGUGUACUCACAUACAGAAAGUAAAUAAAUAAUACUUUUAAAAAAAUAAAAAGUGGGGUUGGGGAUUUAGCUCAGUGGUAGAGCGCUUGCCUAGCAAGCACAAGGCCCUGGGUUCGGUCCCUAGCUCCGAAAAAAAGAGAAAAAAAAAAAAAAAAAAAAAAGCCCACACCCAAAUGAGAGUGCCACUGAACUGAGCACACUGAGACCCAUUCCCUGUCUUCCAGAAGAAAAAUAGUUAAUGGUUUCCCUGCACACAACUUCCACAGAUGUUGGUUUUCUCUCCGAGAAGGCAGGGCGCCCAGCAACGCCUGAAAAACACAGCAAAUGUCCCCUACCGAAAGAUGGGACGGGUAGAGUGGCAGUUUGGCCUCAGCUAUAAGAAAUCAUUCUGUAGUUGUUUGCUUUUUUUAUACGUACCCCAGGCUGGCUGGCCUCCAGUUUGGAAUCUACCUGCCUCGGAGUCCUCAGUUCUGAGAUCAUAGGUGUGUGCUUUACAUACUCAAUCAGCAUGACUUCUGAGAGCGUUCAUUCCUGCCAGUUUUAUAGAUGAUAGGGAGUGGAGGAAGUUGAAGACCUUGCUCAAGAUCCCACGUGGGAAAGAAAUGAAGGGGGGUUCAGUGUGUACCCGGUGGCUCUUUGUGAUAAGACUUUUCUGGGGUCUGAUGGGCGUAGGAGUGCUGGCAAGUGAGUGGUCAGUGUGUAAGGUAUUUGAUGGUUGAAUGUUGGCUGAAUGUCAAGUUGGUCUUGGAAAGAUGCUAUUCAUUUGCUAAUAGAAUAGAUGACUUAGCAAAUGGGUCCAUCUCUCACAGUGCUGGGCUUUAAAAGUCACAGAUCACAGUGAUGACUGGCUUUGCUUCUCUUGGCUUGUAAGGACCCUCGUUUCCAUGUGUUGUUGCCUGGCAUCAACCUGUCGAUCUUAUUGGAUUAGAUGCCCAUCUUAAUGAUCUGUGUGUGUGGGGGUGUGUGUGUGAGAGCUAGAAAAGUCGGUCUGUCUCUGUCUCUCUGUGUGUGUAUCUCUGUGUGUGUCUCUGUCUCUCUCUGUCUCUGUCUCUCUCUGUCUCUCUCUGUCUCUCUCUCUCUCUCUCUCCAAACUCUGCCCCCCAAGUCCACAUGGAAUGUCUUCCUCGUGUGUCUGUUUGAGGCUCAAAUCUCCCUUCCUUUUCUUGCUGGGAUAACCUUCUUGUCAUCAUGUUAGACUUAGCCAGAUGCUAAAUCCAAGAAGCUCUCAUUUCAACAUCUUCAAUCUGAUCCCAAAACUCUGACUUCCAAGUAAGAACACAUUUUUAGUUACUGUGUUUAAGACUGGGAGAUACCCUCUCAGGGGUCACUUUUUGUCACACUGUAGCCACCUGUCUCCUCUGCAUCACACCUCCCCUUCUCAUUCACACAAGCCAGUUCUGGCUUUACUGCCACCCUCAUCCUGUGCCCCAGAUCCUGGCUCGGAGAGGUGGUGAAGAACACUCAAACUCUGUAUCUUUUCUCCACAUCAAGACUCUCAGAACUGAGGGAGCACAGCUUUCUCAUUCUCUGAGUGUGACAGAAAGAACAACUCCAUAAAGAAGCCUCCUCCCUGGAGAGGCACCAUUUAUACUUUAGUACAUCUGUGUGUCAAUAGUAUUUACCCAGCUGGUAAUGUCCCAGCUCUAGAGGCAAGUCCCAACAGUCAGUUGUGCCUCAUGUGGGAUCCAUUGAUUUCGGGUGGCCUGGGUUCUUUUGUCACCUAUGAUAUGAUCAGUGUUGGCCAAGUUCCAAACACCUUUGGCUGUGUUUAGAGUCUGAGAAAAGAGAAAGAUUCAGAUACCCCCCUCUGCAUAAUCUGAAGACACUGGUGUGUUUUGAUUUUGAUUUUCAAUGUCCACAGAUUCCUUUUGCCACUGAAUAAAAACUUCUGGAUCCUGGGGUGGGCUCAGUCUACAGCUGGUACUGUACCCAGUGUCCUUCCAGCCUCCUGGCUGCCACUUAGCACAGUUCCAGUGUGUCAGUUAUAGGGUCUGCCAGGCACCCAGCUCUGAGAUUCACACUGCACUCAAAGGAACAUGUUGCUUCUAGAAUAAAUCCUUGAUGGUUGUCACUCAUGAGAAUCAACUGGGAAUGAAACCAUUUUAGCCUAGGGAUGGAACAGUGUGGCACCCCUCGUUGUCUAGCUGGGACCUAGGCUCAGUCUGGGUUUGUCAGCCUGAGCCUCAGUUUUUCCUUUCACAUAGAUACCUGAGAGUCUUUCUACCCCAAUUCUAUCUUUUCCCUAUUAUAGCUAGGGAAAAUUUUUCAUGUGGGAGUGUUCAUGUAUGUUCAGGUGCAUGUGUACAUGUGUAAGGAGGCCAGAGAUCAAUCUUAGAUGCCACCCCUCCUAAGGUACCUUCUGCCUUGGGAUUGGUGGUGGGGGUUGUGCUUGUUUUGUUCGUUGAUUGUUUUUUAGUUAGCUCAUUAGGCUAGUCUGCUGGGCAGUGAGUCUCAGAGAUCCUCUUGUCUCUACCUCCCCAAGUCUUGAAAUUACAAAGCUGCAUCAAUAUUUUUACAUGGGUUCUGGGGACUAAACUUGGGCCCCCAUUCUGUGUGUCAAGCACUUCACUGACCAAGCCACUUGCCCAGCCCCAGAGGACAUUUUCUGAGAUGGAUCAACAUGUAUUCUUUCAGACAGCACAUGGAGUGUUUCCCGUAGACCUUAGUAUCAGGACUUUCAGCAAAGAUUUGAGUAAGCAUCCUACUAGAGGACCUACACCUGAUCAUUCAGAGUUGCCAACCCCCAGGCUGGGUUCUGAAGCUCCAGAAGGCAAAAGCUGAAAAGGUGUCUACUUAUUCUGCAUUGAAGAUGGGGAAUUUUGCCAAAUGUGCCUUCAUUCAGGACAAGGAAUUGUCCCAAAUACUGUGGGGGAGGAGAGACUCACUGGUUGGCUGGUGGGUUAACAAUUCAAGUGCUAUGGCUUUGUGGAAAGUGCCAUGAACUGUGAGAGAGAGAGAGAGAGAGAGAGAGAGAGAGAGAGAGAGAGAGAGAGAGAGAGAGAGAGAGAGAGAGAU
Rattus norvegicus (Norway rat) is the source of this 28760-nucleotide messenger RNA. It is a transcript of the gene Ercc6l2, whose product is annotated as ERCC excision repair 6 like 2. Gene Ontology annotation, biological process: double-strand break repair via classical nonhomologous end joining. NCBI's taxonomy places the organism in Eukaryota, Metazoa, Chordata, Mammalia, Rodentia, Muridae. The record is from RefSeq and is a predicted model, not a curated record. Gene Ontology annotation, cellular component: centrosome; nucleus; mitochondrion. Gene Ontology annotation, molecular function: hydrolase activity; nucleotide binding; ATP binding.